Vidua chalybeata is the source of this 4847-nucleotide messenger RNA. RefSeq names its product HPS3 biogenesis of lysosomal organelles complex 2 subunit 1 (gene HPS3). Gene Ontology annotation, biological process: organelle organization. The transcript is spliced from 17 exons. Bases 118 to 3147 code for a protein of 1009 amino acids. NCBI's taxonomy places the organism in Eukaryota, Metazoa, Chordata, Aves, Passeriformes, Viduidae. Gene Ontology annotation, cellular component: cytoplasm. The record is from RefSeq and is a predicted model, not a curated record.
AGCCACACACUGCCGCCUGAGCCCGCUGCGCACAGCGCCGCGCGGAGGCGGCUCUGCCCAGCGCGGAAGUGCUGGGCGCCGCCCCGGCAGGCUGCCGCGGCGGAACUUUUCGGAACCAUGGUGCAGCUUUACAACCUUCACCCGUUCGGGUCGCAGCGAGUAGUGCCCUGCAAGCAAGAACCGGCGCACUUCUGCUGCGGCCAAGACGUGCUGUUCGUGGCCAGCACGGCGGCCAGCUGCAGGGUGGAGGUGUUCGCCGUGCGCGAACAAGGCCGCUGCGAGACUCUGGGCUCCUUCGCCACGCUGGGUCCGGUGCUGCGCAUGGCGCACAGCUCGGCAGGAGACUACCUGGUGACAAUUGAAGAAAAGAGCAAAGCAACUUUCCUAAGAGCGUAUAUGAACUGGAGAUGCAUGUCUGCAGGGAGGUCUCGCGUGUGUGUCCGGAUGGUUGGUCACAAGAUGGAAGAGUCAUACAGUGAAGCCUUAAAAGAACAGAUGUCAGUUGUUGAAAUGCCGCUUUCAGAUCCUCCACUGUGCAUUUCAUGUUGUCCUGUGAAUGGAGAUCUUCUUGUGGGCUGCAAGAAUAAACUAGUCAUGUUCUGUUUGAAGUACCAUGUCAUAAACCAGAAUUUGACUGUGUUAGAUUUUGAACGCUCCUUAAUUUUGCACAUUGAUAACCUCAUUCCUGCUGAAGUUGCAUUUUGUGCCAGACAUAUAGCCAUAACAACAGAGCUGGAUGUUCUAAUCCUGAAACUGGAACUGGUCCAGCAAAGUGCAGACAGGACAGAGCAAUGUGCUCAGGGAGUCAGCGCACCAGAAAAGGCUGUGGAUGGAGGUGUGAAAGAUGAAAGUCCUUCAACACAUCCUUUACAGCUUGAAUUAGAUGAGUUCGUCAUAUGUCAGAAGCCAGUGGAACUGCUUGGGGAAGAAAGUAAGCUAUGUGAGAUACCUGUCACACUGGAAUCCACAGAGUUACCUACAGAAGACACAAAGCACUUCCAAGUGCAGUAUCUGCUUUUCAGACGUUUUGCACCCGACCAGUCGCCUUUUGGGUUUUGUGAAGAGACGAAAUUACACUCUGUUCAACUGCUUCCUGUAUACCAGACAGGAAUUUCUGCAACACCCUAUGGGGAAACUGAGAACAAGAGAAAACUUCUGAGUCUCUUCUGCUUUUUCUCUUUACCUCAUGCUGGAUAUCUCUACUCUCUUGGGAAGUUAGUAGAACUAAUUUCUACUUAUCAAUAUUCAGAGAAGUCAGAGCAGGCAGUCCUCACUCCACAGUUCCUGCACGUCAUUACAAGUCAGAACCUGCAGUGCUUCACAGUGCGAUGCAGUGCAGCAGCAGCUCGUGGUGAGGAUCCAUAUAUUGACACGACCGUGAAGGCUUGUCCACCUGUCACACUGGAUGUCUGUACAUUAAGAAUGCAGCUUUUUAUAGGACCAAGAGCUAUCUGCCAUUUCAAAAACCAUAUAAUUCUUUUGACUAAGGCAGACACAGAAGAUAUUACUGAAAGAAGAAAGCCUACAAGAAGGAUGCUUUCCAGAAAGACUGACAGCAUCAAAUCCAGAACAAAUUCUGAGUCAGAGCCUGGUUGGAAUUUAUAUAUUAUAAACACUGUUUCAACAAUUCAGCUUUACAGAGAAAUGGUAGAAUAUAGUAGAACUUACGAAAAUGUCAAAACUGAGAGCUGCAUCCAUCUUCUAAGUGAGGCUCACUUACUGGUCAGAGCAGCUAUAAUGGACCCUCAUUUCCUUAAACCAGAUGAGAAGGAAGAUCUUCUAAGAGCAUUCAGAGAAAGUUGUGCCUUCUUAGGAGACUGCUACAGCAGGUUUGAUACAAAGGAUUACCACCUUGCUUUGCCAUACUACAGAAUGUCAGGUUUAUCCAUGACUGAAGUUUUAAAGAGACUAGUUUCAGAAGGUGAUGAAAUACAGACAUAUGAGAGAGGAUUUAUAUUCUACUUAACUCAUUCUCUUAAUGAAGACUCAAAUGAAGAAUUAAGUGAGGAAUCAGGAAAUAAAGUUCUCCAGAUAUUCUAUCUCGCGGACCCUGUGCAGUUGCCUGAUAUCCUUUGCAGUCCCAGCAUGAGAAACAUAUGUCCUUUGACAGCUGUGAAGUAUCUUCAGAAAGUAGAAAAGAUGAUGCCAUCAGUGGUCCUGACACUUACUAAGGCUUCCUUGGCUCUGAAAAUGGGAGACCUGACAAUGUAUGAACAUGAAAUGCAGUCCUAUAAGGAGACAACACUGGCUUGCGGCUUCCUUGGGCAGCCACGGCUCCUGCAGCAGCGUAAGGAAGGAAUUGUUAUGCCAACUGAGUUUGCUGUUCACCUGAAGGAGAUGCAGCCUGGUUUACUGGUGGCUGCCACUGUGGCUUUACAUGAGAACAGUAAAAUUGAACUAGAAGAAGCAGAUACCUUUUUCAAGAUGUUGUGUAAUAGCAGUGAAAACACUGUUCCCCAGCUCCUGGUGGAUUUCUGGGAAGCUCUUCUCGUAGUGUCUUCUCAGGAAAAAAUACUUCAGGAGCUCCUAUUGAGGGUUACUUCUCAGUAUGUUUGGAGAAUAUCAAAGAAGCAACUUCCUGAGACUAAGCCAUUGAAAACAACAGAGGAUCUAAUAAAUUCCUGUAGUCAUUUUGGGUUGAUUGUCCCAUGGGUAACUUCCAUAAUGUCAGUGGGAUGUUCGUCUGACAAAGAUGACCAUGAAGACAUCUCAAGACUACAGUCUCUUUUAUGUAGUCAGUCAAUCAAUAUAGCUUCAGCUCUGCCUGUUUUGGAGCCCCUGACAGAGGCUGGCUAUGUCGGCCUCACUGUUCGUAUUCUCUGCGAUACCCGUCUGGGCAAGUACGAGGAAGCCAUUGACCAGCUGCUCAGCAGGUGUCCUGAUGCAGCUGUGUUCUACGCUCAGCAUGAGCUGAAAGGUGACAAUCAGGCUCUGUGGUGGAGCAAGCUGCUUCCUGAACUUUGCAAGAGAGCUAGACUUACUGGAAAUGACUGCCCUGUUCUUAUUUCAUCACUCAAAGAAACUCUAUCAAUUGUUGCAAUGGAACUGGAGCUAAGGGAUUUCCUCAGUCUUCUGCCGGAAGAUGGAACUGCAGCAUUUUUUCUGCCACAUCUUCUUCACUGCAGCCAGAGGAAGCUGCUGACCUAAAAUAAUGACCAGUGGACCUGCUGUCCACUCAACUACAAUGUGCUGUAAUAAAAAAGUAAAUGAAACAAGCAGUAUAACUCCUUAUAAGGUACUGUGUGCCUCCCUUCACAUACAUCUUACGUCAACUACUGAAGGACAGCUGUUUCCUGAGGCAAAAAAUGUGUUUUGAAGCUAAUUCUGAUGCCAAAGCAGCUAGGAAAUACAGACUCUACAGUACAACUGAACAUCCAGUGUUCACUGAAAGUGAAGUAGAAAGUCAGUCUUAAGUCUGUGUUAGUUGGAUCACUGACAUAGGGAGGAAUUCAGGCAUGUGUCUAACUGUACAAGUAAAAGUGAGUACCUUAUUCUUCCAAGUGGAAUUGGGCCAAACUGACUUCAUACUGCAACACAGACAUUUCCUUGAAUUCUAGCUGGCAAAAUCAGGCUGCUGCUCUCUCAUCUUAGUUACAUACCCAGGCAAGUGUUAUACUGAUAAUGUUUUAAUUUAGCAAUUAGCAAGAAAAGGCCAUUAAUCAAAGAGAAACAGAAGUGGAAGAUACGGACUAUGGUUGGCUUGGUACGUUUUCUUUCUUCUGUUAUGCUCAGUCAGUAGAUAGUAUUUGAAGGAUCACUAGGCCAUGAAUCCAGAAAAAAAACCCUUAUUUCUUCCAGGGUUUUUGGUAAGCAUCUCAGGUGCUUGUGCAUGUGUGUACUGAUGUUUGUCUGUCUUGUGAGCAGAAAGCAUCUUUAUGCUCCUUCAGAGCUGGAAUUCAGUCAUAAUAAACUGUCACAAUGUUUACAAUGUCCUUAUGAAUGUAGUUUGGGGUUUUUGACAAUUACAAAAAAUAUGACUCCCAUGAUCCCAUAACCAUCUAAAGCCCUAAUUAGCUGACAGUGACUCUAUAAAAGUGUUUUCACAGGAGUUGCAAUGUUAUUUAAACCUGUAGAAGUCAAUCGGAAGAGACCAUCUAUAUUUCAGCUGAAAUACAUUAACAAAAAAAAAAGAUAAAAUCAAAAGUAGUUUAACUUAUUCAGAUAGCAUUCCUGCUGCAGGUAAAAUGAAUUAUCUAAUUUACUAAUAGGUAUUAUGCUGGUUUCAGUAUAAUCUUUAAAAAAGACCAAAGCAAUUUAGGCUUGUUAAAGAGAAGCAAUUUCUUGCAGGCAUAAAGCCCAGAUAUCUUGCUUUCCCUGCCUGUCCCUUACAUCUUUCCUUCUCAUUUAGCACGGAUCUAACAUGAGGGGUUGGGUUAUUGGAAUGCAACCAUAUCGCUCUUACUGUUUUCAUUUUUGAGUAGCAUCAGCCAUGCUCUAACACUGCUGCUUCCACCUGUCAGGAAACACUUUCUUUUUCCUUGCCAAGAGCUGCAACAGCAAAAUGAUUCCACUGCAGGAAUUGUCAGAGCAAAGCCUUCCAGUACCAUAGUCACCAAAUUUUGUCCUUCACUGUCUGCAUUUCAUCAGGCUGAUUUCAACCUAAUUUUGCCUUAGAAUUAUUUUCAUAACAGAAAACCAAAUCUUUUAAUGCACAUUCUUGAGAGGUACUACUGAAUAAAAUUGCAAAGUAAUUCAACAGAAAUAAUAUAACUAUUUUGUUAACUGCUCAAUUGUACAAUACUGUAUAUCUUUUCAGUGUGAACCUAUGGAUAAAGUGAUAACCAAAUUCCUGUUUUCUAAGCAUUUACUACAGACAUGCUAAUAAAAUACGACAGGAUGAUGACUGA